Chilo suppressalis (striped riceborer) is the source of this 1493-nucleotide messenger RNA. The record is from the annotation of a GenBank genome assembly. NCBI's taxonomy places the organism in Eukaryota, Metazoa, Arthropoda, Insecta, Lepidoptera, Crambidae.
GGACCAGUUUGGAAACUGGUAGUGAAAUAACGGUAAGGGAAUACGAAACUGGAUUAGGAUCAUUAGAACUAAGUGUACAAGUAGAUGCAGUCUAAAUAUAAUAAAUUUAGUUUAACUUGUGAUAUCAACCACAAAUCACGUAUAUUAAUUAUUUUGUGACAUUAUUUAUUAGAAAACUUCUUAAAAUAAGUUAUCAAGGAGACGAUGAAGACAAUAGUGUUUACAGUGGCAUUUGUAGCUGUAUUAAUUAAAGGAGAACCCUGCGUUUCACCAGAUGGCAGUGAUGGGAACUGCGUACCAAUAAUACGUUGUCCCUCUUUGAUGGACUUAGUUCGUAACAAGCAGAGGACAAUACAAGAUAUAGAGCUGUUGCAAAAAUCCAGUUGCGGUUUUGAAGAAAAUAAACCAAAAGUAUGUUGUCCCAGUUCAUGUGUAACAGUAAAUGGAGAACAUGGCACGUGCGUCAAUAGAACAACGUGCCCUCACUUACCUCAAAAAUAUGAAGCAAAAAGUUGUUCAGGUACUGACAGUGUUUGUUGUGGACCUGCACCAAAUCUCAACAUACCCAUAAUAAACUGUGAAACAAGCAUCAACGCUUAUCCAUUCCCCCAGAAUAGUUAUUGUUGCGGCGUGGAUAGUGUGGCGGAAAUUAAGUUCUCGUACGCUGGUAGUGGACUGUCAGGCACUAAAGUAGACCAGUACCCAUGGAUGUCAUUAAUCGAGUACCAGGUGGAAAGUAAAACCAAAAUAUUAUGUGGUGGCUCUCUCAUCAGCGGAAAAUACGUUCUGACUGCCGCCCACUGUAUUACCGGCAGGAUUCUUGAAUAUGGAAGCCCCUCAACAGUACGCCUUGGAGAAUAUGACACUACCAAAGAGUUAGACUGUUCGCAAUCUCCAUACAGUCCCCAUGAGACGUACUGUGCUCCUCCAAAUGCCACGGUCAUCAUACCAGUGGAGAGCACCAUCGCCCACCCAUCUUAUGACCAAGUCACCACGAAGCACGAUAUAGGACUCAUAAGGCUUAAGAAUUUUGCACCGUAUACAGAGUUCAUCCGUCCGAUUUGUUUGCCAAGUAAAGACUAUUCCGUUGUACCACCACCGGUGUUCAAUUUAUUCGUCGGCGGAUGGGGUAUCGGAUCCUCAACACAUCAGAGCAUGUUCAAAAGAGAUCUGUUACUUCCGUUCGUCAAUCUCAAGGACUGCCAAAAAGUCUACAGCAAGGCGAAAAUAACACUAACCGACGAACAAAUCUGCGCAGGCGGUGAAAAGGACAAGAAUACCUGUUUAGGUGAUACAGGCGGAACUCUUAUGUAUAGAGGGCUGAAUAGCUACGUCGCCGUAGGAAUCAUGAGUUUCGGAUCGACGUGUUACAACGAUGAUAUUCCCUCGGUGUACACUAACGUUUAUAAAUACGUCGAUUGGAUGUACAGUGUUAUGAAACCUUAGAAUUUGGAGUAAAUUUAUGUUUAUUGAAUAAAUGUAAGAAGAACAAG